AACAGAGUUCUAAUACUAGGGACCAAACGACGGCGUUUUGAUCGUAUCCGUUUUCUCCACUCAUCUAAGUUAACAUGCACACUCAUUUCUCACGGUCGUCCUCCCGGCAAUUCCAAUUCAUACGAUUCUUUGGAUCUUCAUAUGUAAAUUUUUAUUGAUUACUCAAUAAAUUGUGGAUCUCAUAAUUUUUUAUACAAAAAUGGCUUCAUUUUCUUCCAAUAUUCGAACUGUAGAGGAGAUCUUCAAAGAUUACAGCGCUCGUCGUGCCGGAAUCGUUCGUGCUUUAACUGAUGAUGUGGAUGAAUUUUAUGGGCUCUGCGAUCCUGAGAAGGAGAAUUUGUGUCUAUAUGGAUAUCCAAAUGAAACUUGGGAAGUCAAUCUGCCAGCUGAGGAAGUUCCGCCCGAGCUUCCUGAACCAGCACUUGGUAUCAAUUUUGCAAGGGAUGGCAUGAAUCGUAGAGAUUGGCUUUUACUAAUUGCUGUGCACAGUGACUGUUGGUUGCUCUCUGUGUCUUUCUAUCUUGGCGCUCAGCUCAACCGAAAUGAAAGCCUUUACAGUGUACCAAUGGUUUUUACCACUUACAGGAAGCGACUGUUCAGCUUAGUGAAUGAUCUGCCUACAGUCUUUGAAGUUGUGACUGAAAGGAAGCCAGUGAGAGACAAACCCAAUGCAGACAGCGGAAAUAAAUCACGUGGCAGUACAAAGAGAUAUAGCGAUGGUCAGGCAAAAAGCAAUCUAAAACUGGCGGAAGAGAGUUACGAGGAGGAUGAAGAUGAACACAGUGAAACACUAUGCGGAAGCUGUGGGGGAAAUUAUAGUGCAGAUGAGUUCUGGAUUGGCUGUGACAUCUGUGAGCGGUGGUACCACGGGAAAUGUGUGAAGAUAACUCCUGCUAGGGCUGAGAACAUAAAGCAAUACAAAUGCCCGUCUUGCAUGAAGAGAGGAAGACAGUAGUGGUUACUAUAUCAUCCGAGGAUUAACAGUGUCAAUUUGGUGGCCGACCAAGUAGAUAGCAAUAUUUAUAAUGUUUGUACCGGAUUUCUCCUGUUCGUUUAUAACAGAUGAAGGCAAAGGGAAUGAUGUUGGGUUUCUUCUUUAGUCAGCGCUCUCCUAAAAUAUUACGGCCUAAUAUAGAGGCAUAAUUUUAUUUUAUUUUUCUUUUAAUUUUAUAGUGGAGGCUAUUAUGUACUACAUUCUUAAUGGAUAUGUAAUAUACUGUCUGUAUAUGCACA
This is a messenger RNA of Olea europaea var. sylvestris, 1233 nucleotides long. Its product is annotated as PHD finger protein ALFIN-LIKE 1-like. The record is from RefSeq and is a predicted model, not a curated record. The coding region runs from base 200 to 955 and encodes 251 amino acids. Gene Ontology annotation, molecular function: histone binding; transcription cis-regulatory region binding; transcription coregulator activity. Gene Ontology annotation, cellular component: nucleus. Gene Ontology annotation, biological process: regulation of DNA-templated transcription. Lineage: Eukaryota; Viridiplantae; Streptophyta; Magnoliopsida; Lamiales; Oleaceae. The transcript is spliced from 5 exons.